Molecule: messenger RNA, 3160 nt
Organism: Lytechinus variegatus (green sea urchin)
Lineage: Eukaryota; Metazoa; Echinodermata; Echinoidea; Temnopleuroida; Toxopneustidae
Gene: fbxw5
Product: F-box/WD repeat-containing protein 5-like
Exons: 7
Coding region: 127-2760 (877 amino acids)
Biological process (GO): protein ubiquitination
Cellular component (GO): SCF ubiquitin ligase complex; Cul4-RING E3 ubiquitin ligase complex
Molecular function (GO): protein binding
Source: RefSeq, a predicted model, not a curated record
GUCAACAUCGUUUUGUGUCACGUCGCCUGGAAGGAAGCAGGAGGAUGCCUCUUCGAUUACAGAUUAGACACCUUUGAAGUUAAUAGAACUGCAUGAAUUACGACAGCUUAUUCAAUCGCUGAAUUGAUGCAUCUAGUCGUAAGAGAGAUGGAUGAGAAAGAGAAUGUUAGCCUUUGGCUCUGUUUACCAGAGAGUCUUGUGGUUAACAUCUUCUCAUACCUAACCUCAUCUGAACUGCAAAGGGCGGGCUGCUCCUGUCGGACAUGGCUAAGGAUCAGCCAUGAUGAGCUUCUUUGGAAGAAUUUGUUGUACAGAGAGUGGAAAAUAAAUAGAGAAAUCCCUCUUCCUUCUGGACAUUCUUCUUAUUACCGGGAGUUCCGGAGACUACACUAUCGAGUUCCUACAAAAUGCAUGCAGGUAUUGACUGAUCAUAAUGACCAGGUUCUACAUGUCAGCUUCUCACACAAUGGCAAACUAUUUGCUUCCUGCUCCAAAGAUGGGACCAUCAAGGUUUGGAAAAGUGGUCCACCAGCCAGUUUGAAGUAUUCACACAACAUGAAGGAACAGUUCAGAUGGCAGUUCACUCAGUUUUCUCAGUUUAACAGCAGUGAUACCUUGCUGCUUGUAUCAGGGGUUCACUUUGGUCCAAACAGUACCUCAGGAGAGAUUGCUGUAUUCAAUGUAAAAGAGGACUUUGCGCUUCAAGCAAGAGUGCAGAACAAACCGUAUGAUAUCUUUGGAUGUUGGCUGAACAACUCCUACCUGUUAUCAGGCAACCUCCACUACCUGGGUCAGCUAUCAUCCUGCUCUGCACUCUGGUUGAACAAAGCAACACAGGAAGUGGACUCUGAGCAGGAAUCUGUGGUGAUGAGGUUGUUCAAAUUCCUGAACAUGAAUGCCAGUACUGUUAGAGGAAUCACUGUAGCAAACUGUAGGAACCUGGGCAAGGGGAAAGAACUUCUGUUGAAGCAGUUGAAACUGGAAAGCAGCAAAGAGGCGAAGGAGGAGGGAGAUACAGAGAAAGCGAGCGAGGAGCAGAGUACUGCUAGUAGGAUUGUGAGCUCAAGUGAAAGUGAACCUGAUGUUAAAGUUAGUAGUGCCUAUGAAAGUGAUACGGAGCUGACAGCGAGUGAACCGGAUUUGGAUCAGAGAAAACACCAUCAUCAAGACAAGGGUGAUGUCAAGGAAAGAGCUGAAGCAGAGGAUGUUGCCGGGCCAAGUAAAGCUGAAGUAGACAUGGUGGACGAUUCCUUACAACCUGAGAUGGAAGUGAAGGAAUCAACCUCAAGCGAUUUGAAAAAGUUAUCGAGACAAAGUGCUCAUGCAACCAAACACAAAUCUGUUAGUGAAGCACACUCUAGAACUCAUCCAUUAAAACGAGAAGCAAGUGACUCAUCUGUGACCCCACCUGGGUCAUUCCGUAAAAGUUUGCGUAAAGAUGGUGAGAGACACAAUGCUGCAAAAACAAAACAGGCAGCUUCAGCUGAGCAACCAAGUGAAACAGAGACAAGUCAUAGCAGACUGUGGUAUAGGGUACGCAACGCUGAAAUGAGGCGUGGUCGGCAGAAUGUCGACGAAGACCUCAUGAAGAUUUUGAUCUAUGGGGUGGAGCCAGAGUGUCCUGAAGACAUUCAGAGACUCCCUAGACAUUCUCCAGGAAGAAACAUUGGUGGUCCAUCUACAAGUCAUGGUGACCCGCAUAGUCUUAGAACUGAAGAAGCCACUGGGGUUAGUUCACGCUGCAGUUCUACAGACACUGUCCUAUCUAGCACAGAUACUGACUAUACCUCAUUAACCUUUGCAGGAGAAAGUGGCAGUGGAAGUGACAUUGUACGAGCCUGGGGUAAGAAGUUUACUUUUGGAAGCACAGAGAGUUUAGAUGACGAAUCACUAGUCAAAUUAACCUCAAAAGCAAAACCGAGUCAAAAGACACUCGAAAGAGCUGCAACAUCAACCGGAGAGCAGGAGGCGGAAUUCACGAACAACCUAUCCAGCAGUAGCCAGUCUGACUCGCAGGAGAUUGCUCAGAGAUCCAAGAUCAGGCGACGUAGGACGUUGCAGAAGGAGGACAGCCAGAACAAGCACCUGAUCUUCAUGAGAGGGGCUGUUGCGUACACACCUCACCAGAUAUGUAUUAAACACAUUGACUCCCAUAUGAUGGAUACAGUCAAAGGACCAUUGGGUGUUUCCAAACAACUUGAUGAUCAAAUAAGAUUGGGUGAGGUGGCUUUAGGACCAGUCGCAGGGGAUGAGAAUCAUCAGAAUCCUAGACCUCAGUUAGAGUUUGACAAGGUGGAUCAUGUCAUAGACUUGCAUGGACAGAUCCUAGGACUUACUUUGUCUCCAGAUCAUAGGUUUCUGUGUGUGAAUUGCCGCUCCUGGCCCAAAGACUAUCAUGUAGCAGAUGCCUUAGCCCCGCCUCCUAUAGCACAGGAAAUAGAAGUACGCAUGUACGACCUUUACACCUUGAUGGAGGUCAAACGGUUCCGAGGUCAUCGGGCAUUUUCUCCCAAUGAUGAAUGUAACAUUAUAUUUCUUAGUGUCAGUGAUCUCUAUGUCGCUAGUGGAGCAGAAGACAGACAGGGUUAUAUCUGGGACCGACAUUACGGCAUUCUUUUGGCUCGUCUACCUCACACAGACAUGGUUAACUGUGUUUGCUUCAAUCCAUUUGAUUCAGAGAUGCUUAUCUCGGCUAGUGAUGAUCACACUCUCAAAUUAUGGUAUUCUAGGAACAGAGUUGAACAGAUGGGCGGUCUUUGAUGUUAAGCAUUCUAUUGCUCCUGUGUAGAUAUGUUGACCAUGUACGUUAAAGAUAUUGUUAGUAGAGAAAAUAACUAAAACCAUGCACUAAAAGUCUUAAAAUCAUUGGGCAAAAAACUUUUUUUUUCCCUAUCUAUGUAGUCUGCAUGGUAAAUUCAGUAUUCAAUAAUACCCUUAGAAAUGUUGGACAACCAAAAAGAUUAUUUUGAAAUUCAUGAAAUAAUUGAGUCGAAUUGGCAGUGCCGUCAGAAGCAGUGAUGCUAUCUCCCUGUGAAUCGGGUACCUGUUAGCAUGCUUGUGAAAAAAAAAAUGUUUAUUUUGAAUAGAGACAAAUUGCCUAUUUGAUUAUUACAGAUUUGAAAUGCAAAGGAUUUUUAACAGUCAACUUUUUAUAUUCUUU